Molecule: messenger RNA, 4572 nt
Organism: Crotalus tigris (Tiger rattlesnake)
Lineage: Eukaryota; Metazoa; Chordata; Lepidosauria; Squamata; Viperidae
Gene: MATCAP2
Product: KIAA0895 ortholog
Exons: 7
Coding region: 406-1950 (514 amino acids)
Source: RefSeq, a predicted model, not a curated record
CGCACUGCGCAUCUGCAAGCUAUCGUGGUACAGUUUCCUUACGGGAGCUGUUCUGUGAUUUGCGGGAAAUGGGGGUGUCCUAGCAACUAGGCCAGCCAGCAGCUACUGACGAUUCCAAUGACCCCGUAUAAAGAAACGGCCGGCGAAGAGCGAAAGAGUCGGUCCAGCCGCUGCUUGGAGCUUGGGAAAGGAAGGGAAGCGGCCUUUCGAAUUGCUGUGGCCGCUGUUCAGCGCCUUGUUCCAUUGCUACAAUUUUGACAGAAGCCCAGGAACUUCUGUCCUAAUUCCCCGUGUUCGUUCUAUCCAACUGUCCCCUUGGAACUGCCCCCGAAAUUUUAGAAUAGUGCCCGGGUAAAAAGUGAGGAGGCGAGAUCCCUUUGUAAUCUACACCUCACGUGCUAAAGGAUGCUCGAGUCUAUUCGAGUCACUGAAAAGCUUCACUGGCCAGAGCAAGAACUUUCCAAGAAGUCCAUCUUGAAGCCUGAAGAACAGAAAUUCUUUUGCAUGAAUGAAACCAGAAGUGUUAAGUCCUGCAUCCUGAAGGACAACUUCACCACAGGGACAAGCAGCUACAAUGUUUUGCUGCAGAGCAAAGAGGAAAAAAAGCGUCAGAAACAUUCAUCAGCCCACCACAAAAGACUCCGGAAGCCCACCAAAUCCACUCAUGGUUCACGUAGUAAUGAACGCCACAAAGUUAAGACACCACUGUUCAUACCCCCAAAUGGGUGGUGCUGUUUCAAAAGGCGCUCCUCCUAUUUUAUUCCCAGCUCACUCCGCAAUGGGAUUAAAUUAGCACAAAAUAUUUCAGUAACAGGGAACAGCAUAGGAUUGUCAACUCCACCCAAGAACAAAUGUAAAAGACAUUUUACCUUUAGCCUAGGAAAGCCCAAACAGUUGCAGACAUCUAAAAGCUGCUUAAAAGAUGGAGAUGCCACUGGUCGAAAGUUUUGUAUCCUCACUGCAAUCAAGCCUUCCAAUGUAGAAAGGGAGAAGAUCAAAUUUUUCAAAUCAGAUUUUACCUCUAACCCACAGUUUGAAUAUGCAAGUUCUGCCCUGCCCAGUGUACUUGAAAAGUACAGCCAAGCAUCCAGCUUAUUUCUUAAACAGGCUAUCAGAAUUAUGGAACUCACUUUGCAAAAAUACGGAAGUUAUGAAAAUUUUGAACAGUCCACUGGAGGAAGCCUGCUGCCUAGGAGUCGCAUCUGGAAUCAUGUCCGAAAAUACAUGGCAAAAGAAGGCUGCCUGGGCGAGAUUGUGGUUCACCUUUCUGAAGACUUGCUUUCUCGGGCCUCAAUGACUGUGGUGAAUGGCCGUCCAACUCUUACCAUCAAUAUUUCCACUGCAAGGGAACAUUGGUUAGAAGGGAUGCUCAGGCAUGAAAUAGGAACUCAUUAUCUUAGGGGCAUUAACAACAAUAGCCAAUUAUGGAACAACUGGAGCGGGCGCCGGAAGCACGGGUUAAAACCCAUCAACCCCACUGAGGAAGGCCUGGCUAGUAUUCACAGUGUUCUCUUUCGAAAAGAUCCUUUCCUGUGGCGGGCCGCCCUCCUGUAUUAUACUGUCUACCAAGCCAGCCAAAUGUCUUUCAGAGACCUCUUUCAGGACAUUGGAAGGUUUGUCACUGAUCCCAAUACUAGGUGGGAUUAUUGCGUUCGAGCCAAGAGGGGUUGGAUUGAUACUUCACAACCAGGGUGCUUUAGUAAAGAUCAGGUCUACUUGGAUGGCAUCCUACGACUUCUGAGAUAUCGACGUUCUAUUGAUUUCUACUUAUUGACAGCUCUAGGAAAGGUUUCAUAUGAGGAUUUGGAUCGUCUGAAGGAUUUAGGAAUGACUGAAAACAUGAGGGUGCCACAUUUUUUGCAAGACUAUUCUCGGUACAUGGAACAUCUAGAAAAGAUCAUGGAAGUCAAUGAGCUAUCUGACACUGAACUCCAAGCUCUUGUACCCUAAACCAGCCUAUCUCUGUUUCACAUGAGUCACUCUUAUGUUUCAGCUCUGAUAUAACUCAUAGAGUGGAUUAACUGAACUUAUUUUUGAUCCCUGGCAAAAGUCAUAUUUUGGGACCUACUUCUGUUUUUUAAGAUUGAAAAACUCUACAAAUCUGAAACAAAAUUGUCUUUCAAAGAAAGAAAGACAAAUCCAGUCUGGCCAUUUUAAGUAUGAAGCUGUAUGUAAACCAAACAGAUUAAAUUGUAGCUGAAACACAGGCAUAUCUUUUAAGAAAUUAUUGUAUAGAUUUGUCAAUAGAGCUUUUCCAGAUUUUACUGGCUUUUGAAUUGUCUCUCUAGAGUAUAGUAUUUUGGGGCUUAGCUUCUUUCAAUUUAUUUAGACAAUUGUCUUCUUCUAUAUCAAAAGGAUCAAUGCCUUACUGUGGGGUUUGCUCUCACUACACUCACAAUCUGUGCUUUAACCAUUAGAAUUGCAAGGAUACCACUGAAUGCUUGAAAAACACUAGAAACAUAGCUAUAUCUCAUGACUAUGGAUGUAAGCUCUAGUCUUGCGGAUUUUGCAUUUACAGUGUAUAAUCCAUUUGAUGUCAGUUUGUUUCAUUGUAAUUCAUUAAUGGAAAUUAUGUGAAAGGGUAGGGAAGAAAAUGAUCUCCUUUCAUAUUUAUUAGUUUACUAAGAACAUUCCACUGACUUGUCUUUAUGUUUUCAUAUUUCAUGAAAUUUAAUUUAAGGAAAUGACAUUAUUUUCCCCUUUAUUUUUGAUCAUGUAUAAAUAAAUUUAGAAGAGGAAAUUGGAAAGAAAUAAAACUUGGAAUUCUAUUUUUUUUAUCCUCUCUUCAGACCCAUACUGAAAUAUAUUUAUAUGUAAAAAAUUCUUUCUGUUUGUUACAGAUAUAGUUAUAAAAAUAGUUAGUGUAAUGCUUGUGAGAUGUUUUGUUGGAUUAAUAUACAGUGCAAAUGGGUUUGUAUACCUAAACAAAAAUCUCUAAUUUGUUUAUGCAUGACUGCAAAAGCACAGAAGCCUAUUUGAAAAGUUUAGGCUGGCCACUAGUUUUUGUUUUUCUCUUUUUAAGACAUUGAUACUUUUGUUUUUGGCACAUAUACAUUUAGCACGAAGUAUGGGAUAUAGAGCUUUAUAUCCCUUUUAGAAUAGUUUUACAAAUCCUUCCUCAUAUCUUGGUAUUAUUUAAUUCAAUGACAACCUAUUGAUGCAAAAUUACAUAUUUUGAAUAAAAACCUUAUAUACAAGAAGAUUGGAAAAAUAAUUCAUUAUAAUAGAAUUGUGAAAAUAUUCUUCAAUAUAAUGACAAUCUAAGACAGAAGGUAAAAGAUCAAGAAUAUGCAUUGAAUUUGAUGCAAAUUAAUGUAUCCUGUUAUUAGAGUCUUAUUUAUGUCGGAUCCAUCAACAUUGAUUUCUGAACUGUGUUGAUUUUAGGGAUCUCUGGUUUAGAACAAAAUUCAAUUAAAUUAAUAGUUCAUCAUAAUAAUUUAUUAUCCCAGUUAAACAACAGCUUAUCUUGAAUAAAGUCUAAGUGUUCAUUAUAUGUAUUGCUUCAGUAUUCAUUGUUUUGGUAGCAUAGACUGUGCCUUAUAUUAUUUCAGAACAGAACUAUUGUAACUGCAUGCUAUCAUUCAGAUUGUUGUAAUACCGCCUCUUAAUACAGUUAAGGAUCAUUGUGUUCCUGCAUUUAUUUCUUACCUGUCCUAAAUCUAUCCCAUUAAAUCCAUUGCAACUGUAGUGCAUAAAAAUAGGUCUAGGCUAGGGGAAAACAUAAUCCAGGAUAUUAGGGAGAAUAAAGUAACAAAUCUUUACAAAGAAUGAAAAUCUUUACAAAGAAUGAUGACUGAGCACACGAAUGAAAGGAACCAUUCUUGGUUGAAUUGACCAACAAAUGUUGUCAUGAAACAGGAGAAAGACAAAACUGGCAUGAUGUUCUAUUUAUCUCUUAUCUAAAACCUAAAUCCAAUCUUAGAAUGUAGCUGUAGAAUUUCACAAUAACUUUCACAGAAUUUGGUGUUUUAACAAAAAUAACUUACUUUUAUCUUUAUUCCCUUUUCUCAAGCAAAAGUAUUUAGCAGCAAUAAUAUUUUUAUUGGCCAGCAUGAUCAUUCAAAAUCUGUAACUAGGUUUUACAUACUGAAAGCCGUAUUUUCUUAUAUUCUUGAAGAGUAGAUUCAAAUAUGCAGAUUAUAGAUUUCACAUACUGAAUGUUCUAAUUUUACAUGCUAUGUUACCAUGUUCAAAUUACUGUUAGCAAGGCAUUUGUCAUUCUGCCUGCCAAAUGUCAUUUUCACAGGAAUAUGGAAUAAUUGUGAUAUAUGGAUAAUAUUUGAACAUAAACAUCCAUAAAGAAUGGUUUAAAAAAAUCUGGUGCAAUUUAUCUGUUGUUCUAUCUUAGAAUAUAUCGGUAAUUUGAUAGUCAACUCAUUUCUCCAUCAGAAGGACCACCCUAUCAAUUCAUUUUAAUAAUGUGUUUUUUUCUCUUUUUAUAAAACAUUUUGAAUUUGUAAUGGUGGUUUUGUAAAGUUUUUCUGGAUUUUUAAAAUUGUGACAAACCUGUUCUUAAGCAGUUGUAAUGAAAUAGUAAAAGAAGUAAUAAAAUAAAGUAUGUCUCUCCCCAGA